AUGGGAAGAAUGCAUUCAUUUGGAAAGGGACAGGCUGCAUCAAUGAGGCCAUUCACGGUGACAGUUCCAACACACCUGGGAAAGACGGUGGGCGAGAUAGAGCAGAUUGUUCUGGCUGCCGCAAAGAGGGGAAUUCAGCCGUCUCACAUUGGGAAGACACUCAGGGAUUCACAUGAAAUUGGAUCGGCUGAGAUGGUGCUUGGAUGCUCGUUGCUGCAGUUUCUGAAGAAGCACGGGGCAGAGGCCACGUUUCCAGAGGAUCUGGCUGCGCUGAUGGAGAAGGCAGCCCAGAUCAGGCUCCACCUCUCAGUCCACAAGAAGGACACCGAUGCAAGAUACAGGCUGAAUCUGGUGAACUCGCGACUGCACCGCCUUCUGAGAUACCACAAGGCAAAGGGAAACGUACCAAAGACAUUCAAGCCACCUAAGAACUAA
Messenger RNA from Enterospora canceri, 435 nucleotides. The record is from the annotation of a GenBank genome assembly. Lineage: Eukaryota; Fungi; Microsporidia; Enterocytozoonidae.